AGAAAAGGAACGAAUUAAUUGAAAUGAAACCACAAUGAAAAAAGUUUUUUGUUUCAAUAGGAUCAUCUAAGAUGUAUACCUUGAUUUAUAUUCAAGAGUGAACUGACGUAGAUGCUAGAAGUUCCCUUUAUUUGCCGUUGUCAUGAUUCUUUUAAGAAAAAGAAAAAGAAAAAAUGAUGAUUUCAAAAAAGAUUGACCUUCUAGAGGAGCUGGAUGAAACGAAAAUUUCAUGUCCGGUUCUGAAUUAGAGAUUUAGA
Molecule: messenger RNA, 257 nt
Organism: Closterium sp. NIES-67
Lineage: Eukaryota; Viridiplantae; Streptophyta; Zygnematophyceae; Desmidiales; Closteriaceae
Source: the annotation of a GenBank genome assembly